AUGGAGGGAGGCAGGUGGUGCCACCAGAACGCAGGGAGAAGGGGGGAAAUCUUCCCCGCGGAUCCCACCCUCCCCGGCAGCUUCUCCUCCCUCCCGCAGGUGUCUCCGGAGCAGGUGAUCCUGUCCCACAGCCCCCUGCGCCUCUUCAGCCAGUUCCACCAGAAGUGCAUGCUGGUGGCCGGGCAGGGGCCCGUGGAGGAGAACGCCCAGAACCUGGGGUUCAAGCAUGUGGUCACCAUCGAGGCACUGAGGAAGGCGUAUCCCCUGUUAGACAUGGUGGAUCAGAGCCGGAGGCCAAAGGAGCUGCCUCCUCCAACCACUGGCUUCCCCACUAUAGAAGGGGUGAUUCUGUUUGGUGAGCCAGUGAGGUGGGAGACAAGCCUGCAACUUAUUAUUGACGUACUCUUGAGCAACGGGAACCCGGGGGCAGAGCUGCAAGAUAUACCAUACCCCCAUCUGCCUGUCCUCGCCUGCAACAUGGAUCUCCUGUGGAUGGCCGAAGCCAAGAUGCCCAGGUUUGGCCAUGGCACUUUCCUCCUCUGCUUGGAGAACAUCUACAAGAAGGUGACAGGCCGGGAGCUGAAGUACGAGGCCUUGAUUGGCAAACCCAGCACAGUCACCUACCGCUAUGCUGAAUACUUGAUAAAAGAGCAGGCAGAGAAGCAGGGCUGGAAGUCUCCCAUCCGACGCCUCUAUGCAGUUGGGGAUAACCCUAUGUCCGAUAUCUAUGGGGCAAACCUCUACAACAACUACCUCAAGUCAGCUCAACAGAACCAGGUCCAGGCUGGGGUGAAGAGGAACCUGCAUGCAGCCAGUCCCCAAACUGAGGAUCACCUUGAGCUGAGGAAGGACUGCAACAAUUCAGUGGAGAGUUGCAAGUCGAUUCUGGUCUGCACUGGGGUCUACCGCCACAAUGGAGAUGUUCCCAGUAACACAGAGGAAUGCACAACAGAGACGGUCUUCCAUGGCCAUCGGGACUUCUGCUUUGACCCCACUCUGGUGGAAGCCUCUUACAUAGUGCAGGAUGUGAAUGAUGCUGUGCAACUCGCUUUCAAGAAGGAGAACUGGAGCUAGGGUUAAGACGGGUGUGCCUAAAGAUCUACCGUCAGGGAUUUUAUGUACUGGAAAGGGAAGAGGGGAAGAACAGGGAGAGACCUGGGGUGAUUUUCUAAUCUAGCCAACAUGAAAGAAAACUCCCUCUCUCAGCACUAAAACCCCCUUGCUUUUGUUGAUACUCAUCUGCAAUCCUGACAGCUGCCAGCAGGCUUUCUACUGUGAACGUACAUUGCUGCCAUCAAUAAUUGAGUCAGAACGGAAACAGGGUAUAAGGAGAAGGUUUGUCCCAGCAAUCCCAGUUUUGUUCAGUCAUCAGCAUUCUUUCUUUUCCACCCUUUGUGCGUGAGGAUCAGGCAAGCCUGCCCUUCUUCUCACAACGUGUUUCGAGGAUGAAGCUCUUCCCUGUGCAAGGAGCCACCACCAGCCAACGUACCAUUUGUACAAUUCGUCCGCCUGCGAUGUGAGCACACCAGAAUCUGCCUUGUGGUGACACUCUGCCAAGGGAAGGCUUUAAG
Molecule: messenger RNA, 1571 nt
Organism: Egretta garzetta (little egret)
Lineage: Eukaryota; Metazoa; Chordata; Aves; Pelecaniformes; Ardeidae
Gene: HDHD5
Product: haloacid dehalogenase like hydrolase domain containing 5
Exons: 6
Coding region: 1-1074 (357 amino acids)
Biological process (GO): glycerophospholipid biosynthetic process
Cellular component (GO): mitochondrion
Source: RefSeq, a predicted model, not a curated record